UUCUUCACGUUCGGGUGUGCUUAUCGCAGCUCACAUUUUGACGUUUUAUUUUCAAGACUGAAAGACGGCCGAUGGCGUACAAGUAAUAAUGAUUUUUUUUGCUUGCAAUAGCAAGAAUUCUAAUCUGCCGUAACAAUCAAUUGGUUACUAUUAUCGGGGCUGUGGAACUGGUCGGUUAAUGUUUUGCAUCGGAUACACAACUAUUUUCGAUCGUGUUUCAUUGUACGCUGUGCUGUGGUGCCAAUCGUGACCUCCCCUUAACGGACAGGGUUGAUUGAGCAUACUGAGCUGACUAUUGCACCGUUGCAAAACAUUAGGGGAGCUCAUCGCUAUAAAAAUAUCAUCGAUAAAACAGAACCCUUUACAAUCAACUAGAAACAAAAACAACCAUGUCGGAUACGGAGGAAGACUCUACAUGCUCGGACAGUUGGCCGAUCACGGAGGAUUGGUUGAUAGAAGUGCUGAAGAAGCAUCACGAGGUGCGGUCUGGGAUAAAAAUUACCGACUUUAAAGUGAAACAGGGCUGCCAGGAUGGGGUGAAUAAUUUAAGCGACAUUCUAUCCGUAUCCGUGGUCUAUGAAUUUGAAAAAGAUAUCGAGCCAGGCGUUAGUCAAUGCUUGGACAUUGUGAUAAAGCUGCUUCCACAGGAUCCAUUCAGUCGGUACUUCGUGACGGAGGCACAGUUCGAUCUUAGGGAAAUCAAAUUUUAUACCAGUAUUCUUCCAGAUCUUCUGGCAUUUCAAGAGCAGUAUAUCCCAAAGGGUGUCGGCAGUAUGGUGAUAUCAGUGCCAACCUGUUUCUACACUCAGUAUGCACCCAUCGGCAGUAACACUACGACUUCGCCUAGCAGUCCAGACUCCACCGAGAGCAUACUAGUAUUGGAGGACAUGCGGUCCCUCGGUUACAAAGGAGCUAAUUUUACGACCGGUCUUACUCUUGGUCAAACGGAAGGAGCCAUACGUGCCAUCGUUACAAUACACGCGCUCUCUCUUGGGCUUAAGAUAAAAAAGAAAGUAGAUCUGAACGAGAAGUAUCCGUUUCUUUUUCAAACGACACGGGCAACGGAGAGCUACCAACAACUAGUCGAACAAGGAAUGCCUCAACUAACCAAAUUUCUUGAGCACAAACCUGGGUUUGAAAAUGAACUGAAAGCGCUGAGCAAAAUUCGUCCAAAAACGAAAUUUCUGAUUGAAACGCUUCUGCAGCCAAUCGAGCCGAUGGGACUGAUCACACAUACGGACUUUUGGUGCAACAAUUUGCUGUUCCGCAGUGAACCGGACGAAGAACGUACCGACAGUUGCACUAUUCUAGACUGGCAAAUGGUUACAUAUAGCCGUCCAACGAACGAUCUUGCCUUGCUGCUGAUUUCGUCCAUUCCGUCCAACACUCGACGUCAGCACACGUCCCGACUCCUUGACCUCUACUAUGGGGCUCUCAAGUCCUACUGCCUUAAAAUGGACGUCGAUAUUGAGGCGGAUCUCGGAUACAGCCGUAACAAGAUGGAGUGCGAGUAUCGGCAAUCAUUACUACUAGCGUUACUAUUAUGCAUUGGAUCGGUAGAUAUCGCAAUAGGUAACGCGGCAGCGGAGCAGCGGCUGCUGGAUGUUUUGCGAGACUUUUACGAAGAAGGCAUUCUGAGUCUCGAAGGCUAUGUUUAAAACUCACAUCACACAGCAUGUCUUGUUGAUUGAUCUUUUAUUAUUCACCGUUUAUCCAUUCAUCCAAAGAAGUUUAUGGCCGCAAAUGCGAACAUACAUGUUUUAAGUCAAUUGCGCACUCUUCUUCAAAUGAAAGACACGUUGCUACACUCGAAGAAUGAUCAAUUUAUUCCUGAAAAUGAAGUUACUAGCGGUCGAUUAGCAAAUAUGUUAUGUGGCCAUUCUCGAGACUGGCCUAUGUGUAUAAUUUUAAACAUUCUGCUGGAAUACAGAGACAACACACAAGUCGAGUAGAAAUCAACUCGACACAUGCACUCAAGCGUACUGCUAUUUAAAUUUUACUGCAGGGUUGGUAGAUUAGUAUGUGUAAGUACAUAUUCAUGAUACCGAGAAAAAAGCUUUUAAUAAAAAACAUCUGCUAAAGCAAUUACAAUGUUUAAAUAAAGUGUU
Anopheles merus is the source of this 2108-nucleotide messenger RNA. RefSeq lists its product as uncharacterized. The transcript is spliced from 4 exons. Lineage: Eukaryota; Metazoa; Arthropoda; Insecta; Diptera; Culicidae. The coding region runs from base 390 to 1658 and encodes 422 amino acids. The record is from RefSeq and is a predicted model, not a curated record.